AUGGCAAGUUUCCUCGACGCUGAAUCCGCGCAAAAGUACAAGAAUGCCGAGAAGGCGACUCGUCCUUACGUCAAAACCAUCGUCCAACAAUCAGGAAUAGCUGCCUAUCUCGAAACAGGAGCUGAAGCCAAUAUACUCGAUUUCGCAUGUGGAACAGGAGUUGUUGCACAGGAAAUCUACGAUACAGUACCAAAAGAGAAGUGGGAACAGCUGAAAGUGCUGGGCACUGACAUCAGUCCUCCGAUGUUGGAACAUUUGAGGGCACGAGGAGAGACGCAGGGAUGGAAGGAACUGGAUACGAAGAUUGUGGAUGGGAAUCCUUACUCGCCCUCGCGUGAGGAACUGCGAGAAAAGUUCUGCGGACUUUGGGCUGACGAGUCAUACUUGGCACAGCAGUUUGAAGCAGUGGGCUUGGGAAGAGUAGGGACCUCUAAUGAGAAGAAAGCUGUGCGCGUUGGGACGCCAGAUGUUUUCGUAGCGACUAUGCAGUUUCCGCUGCAAUACGUAAGGAGUACAUGGUGGCAGGGCGAGCGAGAGGGAAUCCUAGAAGAUUUGAACGGUGCUAUGAGAAGUAUCGUACAGCAGGAGGUUGGAGAGGAUGGGGAAGUGGAACUGGUGUUCGAUGGGAUAGUUGGGUGGGGUUGGAAGAGUGGUUAA
Alternaria metachromatica is the source of this 657-nucleotide messenger RNA. RefSeq lists its product as uncharacterized. Bases 1 to 657 code for a protein of 218 amino acids. NCBI's taxonomy places the organism in Eukaryota, Fungi, Ascomycota, Dothideomycetes, Pleosporales, Pleosporaceae. The record is from RefSeq and is a predicted model, not a curated record. The transcript is spliced from 2 exons.